GCAACGGAAAAGCAUGAGUUAUCAGGACAUGUGUGAGUGUGUUUAGAAAGUGUGUUUGUAUGCAUGCAAGUGUGAAUGAGUGGACUUGAUUGAGUGUGAGCUGGAGGGAGUAUGUAUGUGUAUGUGUUUGAGGAGCCUUCAGUUUGGGAUGUUGGAGGUGGGAGGCCAUUCAAAGGAUGCUCAAACAAAGCUGGAUUUUUUCUCUCUCUCUCUUUUUGAACGGUGAUUGAGGAGUAGCUGGAUUCCUUUACUCAUGCUGUUGGGCUCAACUAUGCUUCAGGGUAGCUGAAGGAACUCCUGCAUGCAUGGCCGCUGGCCCUUACCUCAACUAUUACCUCACUAGCCACUGGGCUGAAGAUUAUGGGUAACCUCAUCAGCCGGCCCAGCUGCCUGGGCCAGAAGUCCAAGCAUGUCAGGUCAGAUGAGGACUAUCUGAAGGAGUGCUACCAACGAAAAAAAGAGUGGCAGCCCACAGAGCAACAUGGGGAGGGCAAAAAGGAAGAGCUCAAAGACAAAACCAAGGAUGAUGUGAGCAAGGAAAGAGAGAUAGAGAGUUACAAGGAACCCCAGGAAAUUGAUCUUAAAAGGGAGCAGGGUGCUCAAACUCCUAUUUCAGAUAAACCCCUUCGCAGUUCUCCUGCCUCAACAAUCAGGAGUACCAGCACUCUAGAAAAUGCUUGGCACAGCAGCCCUUCUCCAAUCAAAACUUCUCGAAAUGGGACUCUGACAAGGAGGACAGUGCCUCCAGAGUUCGCCAGAUCACCUCUGGCUCACCCAGAAAAAACUGCUGCAGAGAGGCAGGCCAGCUUCCAGAGGAGAGACUCCAGAGAAGGAAGCCCCUGGUCCUGGAAGACUGUGGCAUCACGUGAGGUCACAGAAGUAACAGAGGUGACAGAGACCAUUGUAACAGAAAUUGUGGAAGUGACCGAGUAUCCGCCUGGAGAUAAAGGAGGGAACCCCAUUGUCACCAGAACCGUUAGAGUCCUGAAUGGUGUCGCAGAGGAGCUUGCAGAGCUCCAAAGUUCAAGCUCAGACCAAGAUUCCAGCCUGGAUAAAUGGAGGGGAACAAGAUCUGCUUUGGCACUAAAGGAUGUUUCUACAGAUUCUGAAACAUUUCUCCAAAACCUGGAAGCUUUGCUCACUUGGGUCAGUGAAAUAGAGGAGCUCACAGCAAGUCAGAAGCCCCCAUCAUCAGAGGUGAAAGUGGUGAAAGCACAGCUCCAAGAACAAAAGCUCUUGCAGCGCCUCCUAAAAGACCGACGGCGUAGUAUGGACUGCAUGAUGUCAGAAGGCCCUCAGCUGGUGGAGGCCCACGCAGGAGAAGAAGGGGAGCAGGCAAAGGUCAGACUAUCCACUCUUAAUCAGAAGUGGGAGGCCUUACAGCAGGAAGCAGAACAAAGGAGGGCAAGUCUGGAGCUCAUCCUGCCCAGGGCCCAGCUCUUCCAGGAAGGAGUGGACAGCUUGCAGCAAUGGCUCAUAUCAGUGGAGCAGACCCUAGCUGAACUACGAAAUGCAGAAAGAGUAAUGCUGCAUCUCACAGAGGCUUCAGACCGGGCCAAGGCUGUUGUUGAAGAAAUUCAACUCAAAACUGCUGAACUAGGGAAAAUCCAGAAGUCAGGUCAUGAUCUAAUGGAAGCAUUAUCAGAGGAAGAAGCCCAGCAGGUACAGGAGAAGAUGGAUGCUUUGUGUAUCCGUUGCUCUGUGCUGAGUCUGAGCAGUCUGGACGUUCUGCAGAGACUGGAACAAGCUCUUGAGGCCUCCAGUCGUUGUACCUCCAGCCAAGAGGACCUCCACCUGUGGCUAGGUCGCAUUGAGAGGGAGCUCUUGGGGGCAGCAGGGGCACAGGCACAUGCUGGAGAUGCAGUACUAUGUGUAGCUGAGAGACAAAGGUUGGAACAGGCAGUGGUAAAAGAGAUGGCUUGGUUCAAAGAUACAGCAGCCAAGCUUGAGAAGCUGAAAACCAUUGAUCUCGAUCCAGAGCUCAUAGCAGAACAGCUCUAUGAGCAAAAGAUUUUAGCAGUUGAGAUUCUACAACACCGGUUCAAUAUUGAAAAGAUGGUUAAAAUCACCGAAAUCUUGAUGACAUACACCGAUGAAGGGGAAACUGGCGACCUCAGGACACCAAUAGAGGCCUUACAAGAACAAUGCAACACCACCUCAGCUACCAAUUCCCAUGUGGUCCUGCAGCUUGAGCAUGCUCAGUCACUCCUCCUUCAAUUCUCUGAGGGCUUUGUCGAGGUUUCACCAUGGCUUGACGAAACUCAGACCCUGAUUGGCCAGCUUUCCCUUACCACAAUUAGCUAUGAGGCAUUUCGGGAACAACAGGACCUUUUACAGGGUCUGAGGGAAUCUAUAGCAGAACAUAGACCUCUGAUUGCACGUUUAUGCUCUCUGGCAAAACGCUUGUCAGAACUAAACCCCCUUGAGGGGGCCCAAUUCUGUCACAAGGCUACAGAGGCUGAGGAGCAGCAUAGAGCUAUUAGAGACCGGGUCAGGGAGACUGCCAAUUUAUUGGAGGAAUCCUUCCCUCGAUUCACUCAGCUGAGUGAGAGAAUGACUCUUAUCAGAGAGAGUCUUAACCGCCUGCUCAGUCGCAUACAGACACCUACCUUACUUCAAGGUCUCACGCCAAGAAUCCAGGAGCAGCUGCAGGAUAACAAGCAAACCCUGGCUGAAUUGUCCAAACUCGAGUUGGGCCUCAGCAGUGUCAAAACACAGGCAGACGAACUGCUGGCUAACACUCGGGCUGCCGGGGAUGGAUCCAUCGGCACAGCAAUUCAAGAGCGAGUGUCCAGCCUGUCCCUGCUUUGGGAUGAGACGCAUAAUCAAGCUAAGGAGAGGGAAACCUGGCUGCUCAAGCUCUUGGACCUUGCCAUAAAAUACUGGAGUGACGUCAGCGAUGUCACAACUGCUCUUAAUGAUGCUCAGCAAGCUGUUUUGGAUCUUAAUGCUAGUCAAACAGACUCAGAAACAAUACGUCAGAGCCUUGAAACCAUGCAGACUCUCAGGGAGGAUAUAGACAGUUUGCAGGGAGAUCUGGACAGCCUUGGCGUUCUGGGAAUGGAUCUGAUGUCAGCAUGCGGAGAUACAGACAAACCAGAUGUCACAAAGAGCCUAGAUGAACUCUAUUGCAUGUGGAACAACUUAAGCAAACUGUGGAAUGAAUGCCACAAAAAGCUGGAGGAGUCCUUGCAGAUGGCACUGUAUUAUCAAGAUACCAUGCAGGGUUUGUUUGAGUGGUUAAAAUCAGCUGAGUUGAGGUCUACAGAGGAGUUCACAGUAGGAACUGACUUGGAAUCAGUCAAGGAGCAGCUAUGUGACCUUAAGGAAUUGAAGCGGGAACUUUACCAAAAGAAGAUUGAGAUAGAAAGUCUGAGCCAUCGGUUUGUGUGCCGGCUGUCUCCAGGCUCAGAGCGCCCAGGCUCCAUCUCACCACUGUGUGACUUCAGACAGCGCUGGGACAGUAUGGAGUCAGAGACUGUCAACAGACAGCAUCAGUUAGAGUGUGCUCUGCUGGGUCUGGGUCAGUUCCAAAAUACACUGGAUGAGCUGCACACAUGGAUUUCCAGAACCACUGAACAACUGCAGGGCAGCCAGCCAAUCAGCAUCGACCUGCAGGCCUGUGAAAUAGAACUGGCUAAACACAAGGUGUUGCGGAAUGAUGUUAUGUCUCAUGCUCGCACAAUGGAGUCCCUCAACAAGGCAGGCAGGGGGCUGCUGGAGGUUGGGUCUGCAGACAGUCCGCAUGGCCUGCAGUCUCGGUUGGAGCAUCUCAGUGAGAGCUGGGAGUUUGUCCGCUGUGAGACUGAACGCAGGCAGCUGGAAUUAGAGAACAGACUGAGUCAGGUGCAAGAUGUUACAAUGGAGAUUCAGGAUCUUUUGCAGUGGUUGGAGACUACGGAGCUGAGGCUGUCCUCUUCUAAAACCAUGUGGGGCAUGCCGGAUUCUGCAAGUGAAAGGCUCAAUGCACACUUGGAGUUGUGCAAUGAGAUGGAGUCAAAGCUCCAUUCCUACACAGAUGUGAAGAAUGCCAUUCACAGGAUGCUGGAGAGCAGCAGUGUUGUCCGCGGAUCGAGCACCGAGCACAGCUUAUCGAUUCUUGAACAGAAAUGGGCAUCUGUUUGCAGCAAAGUCCAGGAGCGAAAGGCAAAGCUCACAGAGGGACUUAAUCUGGCCAAGGAGUUUCACAGUAGUGUCCAGGAGCUUCUCACUAAAAUGACCAAGUGUGAAGAAUCUAUUAGGAUUCUUCCAGCUCCCAGCUUUGUUCUGGACACAGUUUGUACACAACUGCAAGAUCACAGAACACUGGUGAAUGAAGUUAAUAGUUAUGGGGAGAAGAAGACCACAGUGGAGAACGCAGGCUGUAGACUAACGGAGCUCAGCAGAAAGGAAGACUGUGAUGUCAUUCAUAACCUAAUCAUGACCGUCCAGGAUCGAUACAAAAAGCUACAGCAGCGGACUUCAGACCGAGGCCGGAUGCUGGAGGAUGUUAAAAAGAAUGUCAAGCAGUUUAAUGAAUCUUGGCGCCUCCUGGAGGACUGGAUGACAGAGGUUGAACAGACAUUAGACACACAUAAAGAGAUUGCAGUGUCCCAUGAAGAGAUUAAGCAACAACUGACAGAACAAAAGGAGUUCCAGAAACUACUGAGAUCAAAGAGGCCCAUGUACGACGCAACCCUGAAGAGUGGUCGCAGCCUACAUGAACGAGCUCAAACCUGCCAUGAUAGGCAGCAUCUGGAGAACUUAAUGGCUGAGCUCAAAGAUACGUGGGACACCAUCAGCGGCAAAUCCAUGGAGAGGCAGCAUAAGCUGGAGGAAGCACUGCUUUUCUCAGGAAGAUUCACUGAUGCUCUGCAGGCAUUGAAUGACUGGCUGUAUAGAGCAGAACCCCAGCUAGCUGAAGACGUUCCUGUUGGUGGAGACAAAGACAUGGUCAACAGUCUCAUAGACAAACAUAAGGCCUUCCAGAAGGAGUUGGGAAAGCGAGCUGGCUGCAUUAGGACCCUGAAGCGCUCUGUGAGAGAUCUGACCAGGAGCAGCACGGCUGAUGCUCACUGGCUGCAGGAGCAGAUGGAUGAACUGGAAGGCCGCUGGGAAGCUGUGUGCAGACUGUCAGUCAGCAAGCAGGACAGGCUGGAGGCUGCACUUCAGCAGGCUGAAAAGUUCGAUGGCCUUGUUCACGCUUUCAUGGAGCGGCUCACUGAGGCAGAGAGGAUACUAAAAUAUGGGGUCAUACCAGAGGAGGAGGAAGGUCUGCUUAGCUUCCGCAAACAACAUGAGGAGUCACUGUCUGCCUUGCAGACUCAGGCAGUGGAGUUGGAGAACAUCCAGAGUCUGGGUGAGGAGAUUCUUGCCACUUGUCACCCAGAUUCCAUAAUCACCCUAAAAUCAUGGAUCAGUGUCACUAAGACACGCUAUGAGGAGGUUCAGACCUGGGCCCAGCAGCAGGGCCAGAAGAUCCAAGCCAGCCUGACGGCGCUGGAGGCAGAGAGAGAGGAAGUCCAAAGACUGUUGGACUGGAUCUCAUCAGCAGAGGAAGCCCUCAGCCUCAGAGAUCAAGAGCCUCUGCCUGAGGCCACUGAGCAGAACCAAAAACUCAUUGAGCAACACACAGUAUUCAUGGAGGAGUUAAAUAAAAAGUUCCCAGAGGUAGAACACGCCACUAAAUCCUGCAAACACAAGACCAUUUCUAAACAGCAGGUCUCCCCAAGCAAACGGCCACUCACGAAGAGAAGGAGCACUAUGAAGUUGCAGCCUGUUAUGCCAGUCCCUCUGGAGCACCUUGACCCCCAGACCCCACAGCUCAGUCAGCUGGUCAGUGAGUGGCAGAAACUUUGGCUCCUGGCUGUGGCGAGACAAAACCGCUUGGAACAGCACCAGCAAAUGCUCAAAGAGAUGGAAGAAUUUGCAAACUUCGACUUUAACAUUUGGCGAAAGCGCUACAUACAGUGGAUUAGUCAUUUGAAGUCUCGGAUCUUAGAUGUGUUUCGCAGCAUCGACCGGGACCAGGAUGGACGGAUCAGCCAGAAAGAGUUCAUCGAUUAUGUCCUCGCUUCUAAGUUCCCCACCAACUCUCUAGAGAUGAAUGCAGUGGCAAACAUCUUUGACAUGAACAAUGACGGCUUCAUCGACUACUAUGAGUUUGUGAGUGCGCUCCAUCCUAGCAGAGAUCCCUACAGAAAAACACUGGACGCCGAUCAGAUCAAUGAAGAGGUGAGCCGACAGGUAGCUCAGUGUAACUGUCCCAAGAGGUUCCAAGUGGAGCAAAUAAGCGCCAACAGAUACAGGUUUGGAGAUUCACAACAACUGAGGAUGGUUCGAAUCCUGCGUAGCACAUUGAUGGUCCGAGUCGGAGGAGGCUGGACUGCUCUCGAUGAGUUCCUGGUUAAGAAUGACCCCUGCAGAGUAAAAGGUCGGACCAACCUGAAGAUAAAAGAGAAGUACUUGUCCCCUGCUGGAAGCACCUCUAAGGGUCUGACUGUCAGCCGGUCCAAUUCAAGCCUCAGCCUGUACAGCAGUGCCUCUGCCCCCACCAGCCCAAUGACACGCAAGGCAUUACUUCGCAGGAGUUUCUCGGGUGACCGCUGCAUCCGCCCCAGAAGCUCCAUAGCUGCUUUGGGGUCUGACCUACAGUUUGUCACAACAGGGGAGGAUAACUCUCCGUCACCACCAGAAGAGGCGGAGAGGUUGCCCACAUGAUUUUCUCUCCCUUUGAGCACCCUAAGUAUGCUGCAGCACUCAACCCAAACACAGCCUUGAGGCCCCAGAAGAGUGACAAGCAAAAGUAAGGUGCUAGAAGGGGCCGGAAAACAAUGCAAUGGUUCACAUUUGAUCAGCUGAAAAUGAAGGAAAAGUACAGGAACGGUCACCAGAGGGGAUCCUGAAGGGCAUGCAGCUUUGAGAAAUCUGCGUGAGAAGAAUGUCUCAGUGGGGACAGUGAGGGGUCAGCCCAGAUACAAAACAGAGAUUUUUUUUUUUUUGGUCCCCUUUUGCAUUUCAUACAUUAGUAUCUGAUUGCGUAGGGAGUACGAAUUUCUGCAUGGAUACUGCAUGACAGCCAGAGCCUUGCUUUAAUCAGAAUUGCUUUGCUUUUCCAAGCUUGUUAAAGAUGCGCUAAGUUGGACAGUGCCAGAACAUGUCAGUAAUGCUAUGUUGCUAAUUCAAAGUGACAUAGAACUCACAUAUGAUGGCAUGUGAAGGUGCUGUGCUGUCUAACUGUGCCAUCAAUGUCCAAAAAGUACUCAUAUACCAAAACCAUAUCUAUGUAAAGGGUACAGUAUGCCGUCCUUCAGCUUUGUGAUAUUUUUGUUUUUAUGUCAUUCCAUGAAGAAGAUAUUGUUGGCAGGGCCACAUGUUUUUUGUCUUUUACUUUUUUGGACACUGUGCUUUCAAAUGUAAUUUUAUUCUUUAUUGUAAGGAUGUUCUAAACACUGGAGAUUGCAUAAUGAACGAUGCACUGACAGGUAUGACAGGUCAUUGCUGAAUUGUAGAGAUUAUUUUCUCAGGACUGGUUUUGUCUUUGGAUGUAUGUAUUUCUAUGGAACAUUACUGUGAACAUGUAGGUGUGCUUUUUCUUCAUAACACUGUACUUAGAAAUGUUUGUUUAGCACAUUAUUAUUAUUAUUAUUAUUAUUUUUUAUAAAUAUGCACUUUUCUGUGUCCAACUACUGUAGAUAUAUUAUGCUAAGCAAGAAGAUGUCAUAAGUAAGAUUUAAACAAGCUAUAAUUUUAGUUUGGGGUUCAUAAAAAAUAACUUUGACAGUUUUAUCUCAUGAGAAUGCAGUGGUUGUAUUUUUAAUCUUUCUUUUAGUUUCCAUGCUUUUCUGGCAUUUUAAGAAAAACAGUUUUCUGCCAUUCAAUAUCCACUGAGUUCAGAAAUUCUUAAAUUUGUUAACUUCAUUAUUCACGUUCCAAAGAUGUUAAGGAAACAUGCAACACUAGUUUCCUCAAAAGUAACUUAUGAGCCUGGACAUACCAGUAUGCAUUGUUUCAGCAAUAAACAGUAAAUUAUGUUUAUCUUGACAAAUAAGCAACUGCAAAUCCACCAUCAUCCACUGGCAGUGUCGCACUGUGCAAGAUUUUUACUCUGUGGCUUCAUCAUAGACCAGUUACCGCUAUGUUUGUAAGUGUCCCUUUGAUAUUAGAGCCACCUGAGGUUGAACACAGUAGCUUAUGUACUUAAUGGCAUUUGGUCUAUGCAGUUGUUAAGUGGAUUUUUUAAAAGUCAAAAAUGUUUUACGUGAUGGAGUACAUUUUCUCUUUGCUUCGUGUUUGAAGACGGUCAAUAAUUUCCUGUACUGUAAAAAUACAGCAGCCAGAUUUCACUUCUAUUGCUAUGCACCCUUAUCUUUCUGUACUGUAAAUGUUUCUAUACUCAGCACUCAUGCUGAAGUCUAAUUUAGGCAAACUUUAGAUGAAUGUCACUAAUAAUUUUACAUCCACUUGUAUAAAAGAAUAAACCUUUUGUAUAAAAAUAA
Archocentrus centrarchus (flier cichlid) is the source of this 8477-nucleotide messenger RNA. RefSeq names its product microtubule actin crosslinking factor 1b (gene macf1b). Gene Ontology annotation, molecular function: structural molecule activity; microtubule binding; calcium ion binding. Gene Ontology annotation, biological process: wound healing; intermediate filament cytoskeleton organization. The transcript has 40 exons. NCBI's taxonomy places the organism in Eukaryota, Metazoa, Chordata, Actinopteri, Cichliformes, Cichlidae. Gene Ontology annotation, cellular component: membrane; intermediate filament; cytoplasm. The record is from RefSeq and is a predicted model, not a curated record. Bases 361 to 6699 code for a protein of 2112 amino acids.